Cylindrotheca closterium is the source of this 927-nucleotide messenger RNA. Lineage: Eukaryota; Bacillariophyta; Bacillariophyceae; Bacillariales; Bacillariaceae. The record is from the annotation of a GenBank genome assembly.
AUGAAAAUUUCCUUCGCUCUCAUUCCUCUGAUAUUGGUGUCGAUCAUCGCUCUUGUUUACAAACGUCCCGUGCUCGAUGGUCCAGCAAUCUCCCGAAUGCAAGAACUGUCCACUCGGGCCUCUAUUCAGGAAGAGUACAGGGAUGGCGGCCCACAAGAAGACGAGCAGCCAUCCCUCUUUGAAACGAUCCAAAUAUUUCAUGCCAAACGGGAUCCCGCCGAAUUGAGCAGCAAAAACUGGACGGCCCAGGUGCAACAAGACAGAAUGGUAGCUGUUUUGACCAACAUGCAGCGACGGGCUUACUUUGUCGACCUUGCCGCCAAUCACGCUGUCACAAUCUCCAACACCUACGGGCUGGAACGCAACCUCGAAUGGAAUGGUCUUUGUAUCGAAGGAAACUCGCAAAUGUGGAAGGAGCUGGUCCGACGGCAGUGUCAACUGGUUGCAGCGGUUGUGGGACAAGAAAUCGACGAAAAGAUCAGUUUCCUGGUGAGGCCGAACAAAGAUGGAUUAUCUGGAAUUGUGAAUGAAAAUUUUGAUAACAAACAGGACAAGGGUACAGAAAACGAAGUGACAUUUGUGGAAGACCACUAUGCGGUACCACUAGUGGAGAUUCUGCGACACAAUCAUGCACCCAAGGUAAUUGACUACUUGUCAUUGGACGUGGAAGGAGCAGAAUUCUACGUCAUGGAAAAGUUCCCCUUUGAGAAAUACCAAUUUCGCAUCAUUACUAUCGAACGACCACAGCCAGAGCUUCGGUCGUUGCUUCGAGCCAACAAUUAUACGCUCCACGCCGUCGUUGCAGGUGGAAACCACGGCGAAACUUUGUGGUUUCACAAUGAUCAUGUGUCAGGACUGAAUGUGGAAGCGUUUACCAAAGAGUUUUCCCUGCCCAACCAGGAAGUUGCAUUGAAAAAGUGGGGGUAA